AUGCAUUCUCAUCAUGCUAAAUUCAAUUCCAGUCGAAUCACAAUGAAAAAUAAUGAACUUCGUCUUGCAUCAACAGCAGCAUUAACAUUUUCUCCAAAAAGACAAAUUAGAUUUUUUGAACAAUUAAAUGACUUAAAAUUAAAAUUUAUUUUACGUCCUAUGGAAAUAUCAAAUAAUCCCGAAGCUAUUCGUUGUAUGAGCCUUAUUACAAUUAAUACAGCAUGA
This is a messenger RNA of Rotaria socialis, 225 nucleotides long. The record is from the annotation of a GenBank genome assembly. NCBI's taxonomy places the organism in Eukaryota, Metazoa, Rotifera, Eurotatoria, Philodinida, Philodinidae.